Messenger RNA from Folsomia candida, 3848 nucleotides. RefSeq lists its product as uncharacterized. NCBI's taxonomy places the organism in Eukaryota, Metazoa, Arthropoda, Collembola, Entomobryomorpha, Isotomidae. Gene Ontology annotation, biological process: potassium ion transmembrane transport; stabilization of membrane potential. The transcript has 10 exons. The coding region runs from base 985 to 3336 and encodes 783 amino acids. The record is from RefSeq and is a predicted model, not a curated record. Gene Ontology annotation, molecular function: potassium ion leak channel activity. Gene Ontology annotation, cellular component: membrane.
UGUCCUAUGUUUCGCAGGAAGUAAUCGGUUUGGGUAUCAUUGAUAAAUGUCAUAGGAUAAAAUAAUACCAAGUUUAAGAUUAUGCUGAGGGAUCGUACUUUAAGAAAACGUCGUACGCAUAUGUACCACUGCUAAUACUGGGAAAAAUCCUGGACAUAAUAUGUGCAAUGAAUGUAUGGACCAUUUAAAAGGAUCGAUGGGUUAAAAGACGAGUUUACUUACAAUAUGCACCACUUUUAAGUUGGUUGAGAUUGCAUGAGAUCAACAGAGAGCUGGGAACCAACGAGACCAUGCGGCUUCUGCUGCUUGGAACAAACCAAGCUAACCAAGUUCUCGCAAUUAGUUUUCGCUGGUCUGGUCUGUCUGCAGGAUGGCGAGGGAGGUUAUUGUAGCCCGAGGUUGCGGCGUUGGACGCUUUACAGAUCUUUGGCCCCCAUUCUCAACCAUCCCACUUUAUCUACUUGAAUCGCGUUAAGGUUCUGCUCAGUUAAGGUUAAUCGCCCAAUUGUGCUUUAAUCAAAUGUUACGACCAGCGUUGUCUUAUCUUCAACUAAAAAAUGUUAGGGUCUGAUUGUGAAAGUUACAAAGUUGUCAAAAAAUCGGAAAAAUACUAAUUUGCCAAGACCCUUGACCCUUGAGAGACUAAUGUAUACUGACAGUUUACACGAAAUCAUUUGUUGGAAUUUUAGUGAAAUAAAUACUCUAAAAUACUCGAAGCUGAUUAACAUGUCAGAUUUUGGGCUGAAAAAACGUGAAAAGAGACUUUAUUAAUUAUGUCAAGUUUGUAAGGACCGAUCCGUUCGAGAAAAAGACAAUAAUGUUGUACUGCAAAUAAGGAGAAGCCAAUCCCUUGUAAUCUGGUCCAAACUAGAGGAAAUGAAAACGUGUAAAAGGAAAAUGUUCUACAUGUUGCAAAAUUUUAAAGCAAUACGAAUAUAAACAAAUUCUGAAUGUGGACAUGCUCAUCCGAUUGAGUUGAUCAAAAUGACAGCUCUGCAGUGGUUCCUGUUAUGCGUUUUAUUCACCCUGUAUCUCCUUUUCGGGGGCAGCGUUUUCAUGUAUUUUGAGCAACACAGGGAAAUUGAGAAGAAGGAAGAAAUCUCAGUACUUCGGAAGGAUAUCAAAGAAAUACUGCUGCUGCUGGACCGAGACUUUUAUCAUAAUGAAACCACCAAGGAAAUGAUUCACGCAUUGACGUCUGCGAAACUUGGAGUGAUUCACAGAAUAAGUUCCGUAUGCGAAGCUGGCGACCUGUUGCCAGCCGACGAGAUCGAAAGCGACGGCAGCCUUUCGACCACGACCACGCCGCCUCCAGACCCCGGCCACCACGACGACAAGUUGAAGUGGAACUUUUACAAUUCCGUGUUUUUUGCUUUCACUGUGAUCACCACGAUUGGUUAUGGUCAUUUAGCCCCGUCCACAAAAUGGAGCAAAUGCUUCGUCAUGGUUUAUGCAUUGUUUGGCAUUCCUAUCAAUUCCAUUUUACUGAGUGGUCUCGGAGAGUAUUUCUCAAGUCGGUUGGUCAAAGUUCAUAGAAAAUCCAAAGACAAACCGGACAAAAAGUUUACACUCUUGCUCGAGAUUCUAUUUUAUUUGAUCCCUGGCCUGGUUGUGUUCAUGAUUGUCCCAGCCAUAAUCUUCGCUUUCAUCGAAAGUUGGUCAUUUCUGGAUUCCUUUUAUUUCGCCUUUGUUAGUUUGACUACGAUUGGCUUUGGAGAUUAUGUCGCAGGCAUGGGAAAUGGGCACACGGUCUGGAUGUGGAUAUACAAAUCAUUUAUAGUAAUUUGGAUCACAUUUGGCCUGGGCUAUUUAAUUAUGAUUCUUGGCUUCAUUUCGAAAGGCAUGACUCACAAAAGAGUUCGUGUUGUAAUCGAGAAGCGCUUGAAUACGAUUCGUUUCACAAAAGAAAAGCUUUCUCGGGACAUCGACUACAUGAGAAGGGUCGUCAACGAGCUGUACCUCAUGAAAAUCAAACCCGUUUACGACGACGACUCCGAGUCCGAGGAAGAAGCAUUUAAAGCCAAAGCGAAACGCACUCAGAGUCAACCCAACAUUUCCAGACCGCUGGAACGACGCCACAGUUCGCUCCCACAACUGACGGAAAUCAGGGUCGCAUCUUCCAGUGCUCUGGAGAAUGGCGGGGUUAAAUUCACGAUAGGAGAGCAGCCAAAAACGACGCCUAAGCUCGUGAGGAGAUGUUCCGACUCGGACUUGAGUCAUAUUGACAGGGACAAGACUUUUACGAGUGCAAUAAGACAACAGGUCACGGUGGACGAGUUGCUCGUCACAGUCGUCAAUGCUCUCAGCGGGAAUGUCAUGCAUGAAGUUAUGGAUGCCGUGGAAGAAUUGAAUGAAUAUGAGCAAGAAGUUUUGAUGGAGGAGGACACUGGUGUUCGUAAUCAUCAUCAUGAUCAGCCCAAUUAUUCCACUCCUCCUCCCCCUCAGGAGACAUCCCACACCAAUCAUUAUGAUAGAACCGAAAUGUUUGAUGAUCUCCCUCCAUGGGAUUUGGGGGCUCUGUCCGAGUCAGAUGAAGAAGUUCUCAUCGAAGAAGGCGAUGAAACGGACAAUUUACAGCAAGUUGUAGUUCAUGGAGAAGGGACGAAGGCCUCAUCAAAUACAACAAUCAUGGAAAAAGUCAGUGGUGCUAUACGAAAAAUAUCGUCCGGAAGUCGGACAUCAACAGACGGCGGUGGUCCUUCUCGAAAGAUUUCUAGGAGUGAAUCAAGUAGAAGGAAAUUGUCAAGAACAGACUCUUUCGAAAGAAAGCACACACAUUCACAUAUUCGGCCCUAUUUGAACCCACUUGCUCACGGCCACCAUGCUCGUGAACGCAAGUCCAGCCAGCAAAGGAAAAUAUCAGAAGAGAGUAGAAUCUCAAACAUCAGCUCAAAAUCCCGAUUGACGGAUGCUCUCCCACCUGGACUACAUGGCUAUGGAAGCAAUGCGUCUUCCAGAAAAAUUUCGGCACACGACGAUGACAAUCGGUCCAAGAUCUCUUUGGAGUCAACCAGUUUGGCCGAUUUUCUCCAAGCCUUGGACAACGUGCAUUCCAGGCUGGCCUCCAAAAGUUCGGUCGCCUCCUUUGGAGGAGAGUCGAGCAUGUACUCGGAUGCUGGGGACGACUCGUUAUUCAAUUCUGCCCAUCCUAUUGUCAGACGGUCAGCACGGCGGAGACGGUCGGAAGCGGCAGGAGGUAUCAUGGACCAUCCAAAUUCUCGACGAAGAAAAAAUGGGAUUACCCACCCCGGUUUUGCAUUUGCUUACGUAAAUAAUAGCUUCGUUUUUGACGGGUCAAUGGGAUCCAAAGACGAUGAUAAUAAUGAGUCUAGAUAAUUAUAUCGCAGUGUUUGCAAAUAUAUUUAUUUUAUUUAAUAAUCAUCGAAUCUCUACUUACUUUUCCGAUUCUUAAACUUAUACAAUUUAUAGUAUUGUUAAUGUACUAAUAUAUGCAUAUUCAGUAUCAAAGCUGAGAUUGAUUGGUUGGACGGUAGGCAAUAAGCACCUUAACCUUAUCUUUAGUUGUUAGUAGAUCAUAAAUUAAAUAUUGUUGAUUAUAUAAAAUACAAUUACAUACAUUUGUCAAUUUAUUCCUAAAUAACCUAGAUGAAGGUCCCCUUCAUAGAAGGGGACCUAAGAUUCGACUAAGAAUCGUAAAAAUACACAAAACACUAAUUUAAGCCUGAAGAACGAUUGGCGAGGCGACGAUAGACUUACUUCUUUUUUUUCUGUUUUAAUUGUUAUAAAAAUACGAUAAGUAAUGAACAAUAAGAAAAAUGGAAGAAUUAUUUACAUUUUUUUUGUAUUGCUUCAAAUGUAAACUUGUUCUAGUUAUAAUAAAACAAACA